This is a messenger RNA of Mytilus trossulus (common blue mussel), 6315 nucleotides long. Its product is annotated as transcription elongation factor SPT6-like. Lineage: Eukaryota; Metazoa; Mollusca; Bivalvia; Mytilida; Mytilidae. Gene Ontology annotation, cellular component: transcription elongation factor complex. Bases 91 to 5211 code for a protein of 1706 amino acids. Gene Ontology annotation, biological process: transcription elongation-coupled chromatin remodeling; transcription elongation by RNA polymerase II; nucleosome organization. The transcript is spliced from 37 exons. Gene Ontology annotation, molecular function: DNA binding; histone binding; nucleosome binding. The record is from RefSeq and is a predicted model, not a curated record.
CGAAAUUAAUCACUCCGCAGUUACAUUUCUUUACUUCCGGUCGAAAGCUUUUUUGAUUUUCAAGAAACGCAUUUUUAGAAAAUAUAGACAAUGGACUUCCUUGAGGAAGAGGCGGAGGUAGAAGAAGAGUCUAGUUUGUCAUCAGAGGAAGAGAAAGUUGUAGAAUCAGGGGAAGAAGACUCAGAUGCUGUAGAGGGAAGGAAGAAGAAAAAGGUGAAAAAGAAGAAAAAACAAAGAAUUAUAGAUGAUGAUGAUUCUGAUGAAGAAGAGGACGAAGAUGAGGAUGAUGCUCAAAUUCAAGAAGAAAUGAAAGAUUUUAUUAAAGACGAUGUAGAGGAAGAAGCAGAAGAAGAAAGCGGAGACGAAGGAGGGAAGAGGAAACACGAGGACUCAGAUAUAGAUGAUCGACUAGAAGAUGAAGAUUACGAUCUUAUAGAGGAAAAUCUGGGUAUCAAAGUUAAAAGAAAGCCAAAACAUAAACGUAUUCGAGUUUUGUCUGAGGAUGAAGACAGUGACAGAGGUGAAGAGGAAGGCGACAAAGGCAGGGAAGCUGUCGCUGAACAGCUAGGGUUUGAUUCUGAUGUUGGUGAAGGGGAGGAGCCAUCACAGCCUGCUGAGACAGAUUAUCAAAACUUGGUGGAGUCAGAGGAAGAAGAAGAUGAAAUGGCUGGAUUUAUUGUUGAUGAGGAUGGUGAACCUAUUCAUGGACAGAGAAAAAAGAAAAAACACAUUAUUCAUUCUGAUUCUGCUCUACAAGAGGCCCAAGAGAUUUUUGGUGUGGACUUUGACCCUGGUGAAUUUGAAGACUUUGGACCUGAAGAAGAGGAAGAUUUUGAAGAUGAGUAUGCUGAUGAAGAUGACGAAGAUAUGGAAGGAAAAAGAAAGAAAGACAGAAGGAAGAAAAGAUCAAAAAUGGGUAUAUAUGAUGUUUAUGAACCCACUGAGUUGGAAAGAGGAUUUUUCACUGAUAAAGAUCAGGAGAUAAGAAGUGCUGACAUUCCUGAAAGAUUUCAGUUACGACAGAUUCCAGUCAAACCUACAGAGGAAGGCGAGCUGGAAGAGGAAGCUGAAUGGAUAUAUAAACAGGCAUUUGUAACAACUACAGUCACGCAACAGGGUUUUAUGGAACAAGAUAACCAUGGAAGAAAUCACAGUACAGUCAAUAAAAUCAGAGAAGCUAUUAACUUCAUGAGAAACCAACAGUUUGAGGUUCCAUUCAUUGCCUUCUAUAGAAAGGAAUAUGUUGAACCAGACUUACACAUCAAUGAUUUAUGGAAAGUUUGGCACUGGGAUGAAAAGUGGACCCAGUUAAGGUCAAGAAAAGAAAAUCUGAUUAUAUUAUUUGAGAAGAUGCAGAAUUAUCAGUUUGAUAUGAACUCUGACCCUGACCAGGUUCUAGCCUCAAAUGUGAGGCCUCUGACAGAUGAAGAUGUUGAUAGAGUUAGGCAGGUUCAGACUUUGGAAGAGUUAAGAGACGUAUACCAGCACUUUCUGUUAUAUUACGGUACAGAUCUACCUAAAAUGAGGAAUGCAGAAAAGACGAAAGCCAAAGAAACAUCAGAGAGUCAAGAAGGAGAAGAACAAGAGAAAAAAGAUGAUGAUAUUCAUGAUUCAAUGAAACAAGCUUCGAGGAAGAAUGGUUAUACCAUCUGUACCAGAAAUAAAUUAGAUGAGAUAGCUAUGAAGUUUGGUCUUACCCCAGAACAGUUUGGAGAAAAUAUCCGAGAUAAUUAUCAGAGAAACGAGGUGGAACAAUUUCCAAUAGAACCUUUAGAAUUAGCCAAGGAUUUUAUCAGCAAUCAGUUUCCGACAGAAGAAGAUGUGAUGUUAGGUGCUAGACAUAUGGUUGCUAUGCAGAUUGCCCAUGAUCCUCUAGUCAGACAAAGCGUGAGACAGACAUAUUUUGAACGAGCCAAGAUUAAAGUUACACCAACAAGGAAAGGCAUUAAGGAAAUUGAUGAAGAAAAACCAACAUAUAGCAUGAAAUACUUAAAGAAUAAACCAAUCAGAGAUCUGAAAGAUGACCAGUUCUUGAAGCUGACACAGGCAGAAGAUGAUCAUUUAUUAACAAUAGAGAUGUACAUAGAUGAACAAGUUGAAGGUCGACAGACGUACUUUGAAGAAAUUAGACAACUUUACUACAGGGAUGAGUUCAGUCACUUGGUACAGCAAUGGAACUCUCAAAGAAGUCAGGCUCUUGAGAGAGCUUUGACAAAGAUCUUAUAUCCUCAAAUGGAGAAAGAACUGAGAGCUAAAAUGUUGGGAGAAUCUAAAGAAGGCAUUGUAAAGGCCUGUUGUAGAAAGUUAUACAAUUGGUUAAAGGUUGCCCCAUACCAAGCUGAUCAACAGUUAUAUGAAGAUAAUGACUAUGAUGAAAAAGAUGGCAUUCGUGUGCUAGGCAUUGGUUUCUCUACUGACCACGAUCGAGAUGUUGAUACUGCUUCUUUUGGUGCUUUAAUUGAUGGAGAAGGGCAAGUGACAGAUUUCAUUAAACUUGUUAGUUUAAUAAAGAGCAAUCGUGCCUGGAGAGCAGUAGAUAGGGAAGGAAAAGCAAAUGAUUUGAAGAGGCUGAAAGAAUUUAUUGCAGAUAAGAAACCACAUGUUGUAGCAGUCACUGCAGAAUCAAGGGAUGCUUUGUCGAUUAUAGAAGAUAUAAAGAAGAUAAUAGAUGAUUUGUGUCAGGAACAGGCCAUAGCUCCCAUCAAUGUAGAACUGGUGGAUAAUGAAGUAGCUAUGAUUUAUGAGAAUAGCAAUAAAGGAAAGAGUGAUUUCAGAGAGUACCCAGUAGUAUUACGACAUGCUGUCUCCAUAGCCAGACGUUUACAGGACCCUUUGAUAGAGUUUGCACAGUUAUGUAACCCUGAUGAGGAUAUAUUAUGUCUCAAGUACCAUCCAAUGCAGGACUGUGUAACAAAGGAUGAACUACAGAAUGCGUUGACCCUUGAGUUUGUGAACCGUGUUAAUGAAGUGGGUGUAGAUGUGAACAGAGCGCUGGAUUAUCCACAUACGUCUCUACUCUUACAGUUUGUCUGUGGACUGGGACCAAGAAAAGGGAGCAAUCUCCUCAGGAUAUUAAAACAGACGAACCAGAAGUUAGAGAACAGAACACAGCUUGUCACACAUUGUCAUAUAGGACCUAAAGUAUUCAUUAACUGUGCUGGAUUUAUCAAGAUAGAUACUCUUAAAUUCUCAGAUUCUACAGACAGUUACAUUGAAGUGUUAGACGGAUCUCGUGUUCAUCCUGAGACAUAUGAAUGGGCACGUAAGAUGGCUGUGGAUGCUCUAGAGUAUGAUGAUACGGCUGAAGGAGCUAAUCCUGCUGGAGCACUGGAAGAAAUUCUGGAAAGUCCAGAAAGACUUAAAGAUCUUGAUUUGGAUGCUUUUGCUGAAGAACUGGAAAGACAGGGUUAUGGAGAUAAACACAUUACACUCUAUGACACAAGGGCAGAAUUAAAUCAUCGGUACAAAGAUCUGAGAACACCAUAUAGAUCUCCAUUAAAUGAAGAAAUAUUCAAUAUGAUUACAAAAGAAACACCAGAAACGUUCUAUGUUGGUAAAUUAGUGCUAGCUAGAGUUGCAGGUAUUGCCUACAGACGACCUCGUGGUGAACAGUUAGACCAGGCUAAUCCAGUCAGAGACGAGGAGACAGGGUUAUGGCAGUGUCCUUUCUGUAACAGAAAUGAUUUCCCAGAACUUAGUGAGGUAUGGAGUCAUUUUGAUGCAGGAAGUUGUCCUGGUUCAGCGGUCGGUGUGAAAUGUCGACUAGAUAAUUCUGUCAAUGGUUUUGUUCAUACCAAAAAUAUCAGUGACAAAAAAGUAAAGAACCCUGCUGACAGAGUACAGGUUGGUAUGACAAUUCACUGUAGAAUAACUAAGAUUGAUAUAGACAGGUUCCAGGUAGAUAUGACGUGUAAAUCUUCUGAUCUGUUGGACAAGGAAAACCAGUGGAGGCCACAGAAAGAUCUGUACUAUGAUGCAGAUCAUGAAACAGCAGAUAAAACAAAGGAAGAAACAAAGAAAAAACAGCAAGCUAGACAAUCAUAUGUGAAGCGUGUCAUUGCUCAUCCUUCCUUCCACAAUAUUGGUUAUAAAGAAUGUGAGAAAAUCUUGGCAAACAUGGACCAAGGGGAGGCAAUCAUCAGACCAAGUAGUAAGGGAGCAGAUCAUUUGACUGUUUCAUGGAAGAUAGCAGACGACAUUAUACAACAUAUUGAUAUCAAAGAAGAAGGCAAAGAGAAUGCUUUCAGUUUGGGAUCAUCACUAUGGAUUGGAGGAGAGGAAUUUGAAGAUUUGGAUGAAAUAUUGGCCCGAUUCAUUCAGCCAAUGGCAGCGUAUGCACGAGAUAUUUUAAACUUUAAAUACUACAGAAUGGCAGAGAACGGUAAAAGAGAACUGCUAGACAAAGUACUACAUGAAGAGAAAAAGAAGGCACCAUCAAAGAUUCCCUACUUUUGCAGUUUGUCUAAGCAAUACCCAGGAAAGUUUCUGGUAUCAUACAUGCCAAGAACAAAACCCCGUCAUGAAUAUGCCACACUCUCAUCAGAGGGAAUCAGAUAUAGGAACCAAAUAUUCCAUUCACUUAAUUCUAUGAUGAGAUGGUUUAAAGAACACUUCAGGGAUCCAAUUCCAGGUACUCCUGCAAGUAGAACUCCAGGCAUGGCAUCAUCAACAUAUGCUACACCCAGUAUUAAUCUGCAAGGUGUGGAUGCGGCAACCAUACAGAGAGCAGCUGCUGGGCUACCUAAUAAUAUCUAUAACACAUUGGCACAGGUGGCUGGAGCCACACCAAGAGUGGCCACCCCUAGAGUGGCUAGAAUGACACCAGGAGCUACACCACAACAGUUCCCUCCUGUGGCUGGGUUCAGUGGAGGCUUUGGUCUUGGAGCCACCCCUAUGAUGACCCCAAUGAUGACUCCCUCUCAUCACAUCACAACACCAGCUGGACACCCUACCCCAUCAUACAACCCCACCCCCAGACAGCCACACACACCCGCUUGGCCUGGGCACACCCCAAGGGCCACACCACGUACACCAUCUCAUCCACCAUCACAGAGAGCCAUGGGACCCACAGCGGGAACAGAUUGGGCCAAAGCUGCAGAAAUGUGGGCCAAAGGUAGACCUAGUAAGUCAACUCCUAGAGCGAGCCCAGCUGUUCACAGAAAUAGUCCAAUGCCUACUGGAGAUUCUACGCCAUUGUUUGAUGAGCGGUGAUACACACUGGAUAGUGACAGUUUAACGUAUAAGGACUUAUGUUAGAAGCCAAUAUUAUUGUAGAUGUUUUGAUAUCUGCUAAUGGACCUCUUUCAUAUGUUUGAAGCCAAUAUUAUUGCAGAUUGUUUUGGUAUCUGCUUAUACAUGUUAUAGGCUUCCAUUGUGGAAAGUAUUGACCGAAACCAGACAAAGGCAUUAGUUGUAACUGCUAUGAACAAGUGCUUCUCCUCAUUAAGGGGUCAUGUCAUGUCUAUGUUGUGUACAUCAUGUGUAUUUAUAAGUCUUCAGCGCCUGUACAUUAUAGAUAGUCAUCUGUUUUCUGUAUAGUUCAUGUAAGACACAGUGUACAAGUUUGCCAUCUUAUUAAAGUAUCAUUAUAAUACUUAAAAGUAAUAUAGUUGACACAGAGACCACCAAAACUUGAAUUUUCAAUGCAGGAUAAGUGGAUGAUUAUAUUACGAAUACAUUAAGAUAUACAAGUGCUUUAAUUUAUUUUAGAUGUAAGUAACAUUGAGAAGACUUCAAUUAUUUUUUAAAUAUGUUUUAUAACCAAUAGUUUAGACCAGUAUUAAAACAUGUUUCAUUUUUUUACUGAUUCAUUUAAACAUGCCAAUAUUAAUGAUAAUCUGCCAGAAAAAUAGACAUACAAGAAUUUGUUUGUUUAUGUUACUUAUAAAUCUUUCUUCAUAGAUUGAGAAAUUAUGUAUAAUGUUACAGUGGCAUUAUAAUAUGUUUGUUGAAGGAUUAUCAUUUUCACUGAAAGAUUUGUUUUAAAAAUAUGUCUUCCAAAAAAUUCAAUGUAAGUUUCAUCAAUUAAAAUUGACUUUUCAAAUCAUUUAUUUAAACAUAAAUAAAACUCAACACAUGGAAGAGUCCAUUCAAGGGAGGCAAAUCUAGAUUGCAUGCUAGGCUAUACAUUUCUUUGUUAACAUUUUAUUAUAAUAUAUGUUACUUGUAUUAUUUGAAGGAUUUUUUAGAUCAAAAACUUCAUGACAAAAAUGAAAGGAAUAAAGUAUUUUAUUGUAUAUACAUGUACAAGUUAUGAUGUGUUUGGCCAUGCUUAUUCAUUGUUUAAACAUGUACAAGUUGAAAUGUGUUUUACCU